UUCCCAAGAAAUUUUUCUGGCCAAAAGAUAAAAGAAUUUUUCAUUCUUCAUUGCAUUUCCUCUCUACAAACUCAUAAAGGAAAACAGAGUCGUGUGACUUCUCUCCGAUCGUUGCGUUCGUCGGAUUCUGGUGUUUCAAGUACCGGUACAGCCAGAAAAGGUACGUCCGUUCUAUCCUGGGAGGAAUAGUUCCAAUAACCUUGGGUACCGUAGAGGGGAACUAAAUUCCUUAAGGAGAAAUAGUGAAUUCUAUUGGCUCGGGCGUUGUUUAUGCAUGUG
Linum tenue is the source of this 279-nucleotide messenger RNA. The record is from the annotation of a GenBank genome assembly. Lineage: Eukaryota; Viridiplantae; Streptophyta; Magnoliopsida; Malpighiales; Linaceae.